This is a messenger RNA of Raphanus sativus (radish), 4476 nucleotides long. RefSeq lists its product as uncharacterized. Gene Ontology annotation, molecular function: zinc ion binding. The transcript has 2 exons. Bases 677 to 3226 code for a protein of 849 amino acids. The record is from RefSeq and is a predicted model, not a curated record. NCBI's taxonomy places the organism in Eukaryota, Viridiplantae, Streptophyta, Magnoliopsida, Brassicales, Brassicaceae.
UCAUCUCCUUUGCCCAUCUUCCUCAUCACUCAAUCUCCUAUACCCACUAAAAUCAUCUAUACCCAUACCUCUUUAAUGAAUUGUGGAAAGACUAAACUGACCUUGGUUUGUUGAAUGAAAACCGAAAAUUGUAAUGUGAUUGGGUUGGGUUUGUGAUUGGAAAUCGUUGGUUUGGGAAGUUUGGUUAAUGGUUUUAUAAAAAAAAAAAUUAAUUGAGAAAAGCUAAAUUAAAAAAAAACCGAAGCUCCGUGGUGGGUCUCCCGUCUCCUCUACCUCCCCGCAGCUCCCCCAUCGGGGCUCCAUCCGGCUCUGUCGCCGCAGUUUCUCUCCUCCUCCUCCAUUUUCAAAGUGUUUCCGGAGGUCUAGCAUUCCAUCGGCGCAAAUAGAGUUGGGUAUUGCAGGUAAACUCAGGACCCCCAACUUCUCUUGAGAAAUGCAUGUAUUUGGAAUCGAGCUAGGAGCAAUGCACAACGGCAUUGUUUAGUUGAUGGGUCAAUUAGUAUAGCGAUUUGGUAUAAAAUGCAUUAAUGUGGUUGAAUUAAACGUUGAUAGAUGCGAUUCGAAACCUUAGUGUUUUGGAUUAUUGUUGGAAAACUGGGAAAAGUGGAAUAACUAGGAAAACUCGAACAACUGGUAUAACUGUGUUGAUCUUGUGCGAUAUUUUUGGCAGGAUACAAUGACCAAUAACGUAUUCGUACAUUUUACAUAUGAAGACUGCAUGUAUGGUAUAUCUGUGAAGGCAUCAGUGGAGGAUGUGACGUUGUCAAUGUUACAAGAAAAGAUGUAUAAGAAGCUUGGGUUGGAUGAAAGUAAGGAAAAACUGAAAUUGAGCUACAUUCCGAUGGUGAGACGUUGCCAGAAAGCUGUAACUAUUGCUGAUGAUGACGAUCUUUAUGUUUACCUCGGAAGUGUCGAUAAAGAGAACCAAAGAUGUCUUUUGGUUGUGGAGAGUAGUGAAAGGUCGGGACCGAGACCACAAGAUAGACUUUCGAUAGCGGGUAAACGUUCUGUUGGUAUGAACUACAACGAUUUGCAGCUAUUGGAACAUGAAGUUGGACCUAAUGCAAUUACAUUGUACGUUGGUGAGAACCAAGAGAAUAACGAGGUGCGUGCUAUGGAGACUGGUACUGGUAAGGAGACUGACACUGGUAUGGAGACUAAUACGGCUGCGGAGACUGAUACUGGUAUGGAGAAUGAUACGGCUGCAGAGAAUGAAACGGCUGCGGAGACUGAUACGGCUGCGGAGACUGAUACGGCUGCGGAGACUGAUACGGCUGCGGAGAAUGAAACGGCUGCGGAGACUGAUACGGCUGCGGAGACUGAUACGGCUGCGGAGAAUGAAACCGUACAUCCAACCGCCGAUAAGUAUGUUGAAGAGCCACCUGCAAUAGUACGGAGUAGUUGUAUAGAGGAAUGGGCCGAUGGUUUGAGUCUCAAUAAACAUGACGAAUUUCCAAGUAAGAAGGCAAUUCAGGAGAUGGUGGAUAGAGCUGCAUAUAGUGAAUGUUAUCGUUAUGUCACUAAAAAGUCUGAUCGAAAUCGAUUGGUGAUAACAUGUUCGCAAGCUGACUGCAAAUGGGUAAUACGAGCUUCAGGGAUUGGUGGGACGGAAAUUUUCUCAAUAAAAAGCUACACGAAGAUGCAUACAUGCUCGCGGACACAACAAAGUGACAGCAACGACAAGAGAAGAGCGUCAGCAGAAGUAGUGGCAAGUUUUUUGAAUGAGGAAUUCCCAGGAGAUGUGCAAACUCCAACUCCAAAAGAUAUUAAGGCUCUGGUUAAGUCCAAACUUGGUGUCAUGAUAUCCUACUCCACAGCAUUGCGUGGAAAGAAUUUGGCUUCUUGUGAUACACGUGGUAGUCCGGAAGAUAGCUACAGGAUGAUGUAUAGCUAUUUGUACAUGUUAGAGCAAAUGAACACGGGAACAAAAACUAGUGUGAAAUUGGAUGACUCAGGUAAAUUCAAGUACCUCUUCAUAGCGUUGGGAGCUUGCAUUGAAGGGUUUGCAGUUAUGAGAAAAGUGAUUGUUGUCGAUGCAACAUGGCUGAAGAACGGAUAUGGGGGUGUUCUAAUUUUUGCCAAAGCUCAAGAUCCUAACCGUCAUUGCUAUCCACUUGCGUUUGCUGUACUUGAUGGAGAGAAUCAUGCUAGUUGGACCUGGUUUUUUGAGAUGCUUAGAAGCGUUAUACCAGACUCUUCUGAACUGGUUUUCAUGAGUGAUAGAAAUGCAAGUCUGAUAUUUGCCAUAGCAAACGUGUACCCUCAGGCUCACCAUGGUCAUUGUUUAUGGCAUUUGAAGGAAAAUGUUAAAGGGCAUGCUUCUAACGUCAACAAAGAUGUAGUCGGGCAUAGAUUCAUGGAGCUGGGAAAGAUGUAUACAAUGGCUGAUUUCAAUGCUGCUUACGAAAAAUUUAAGCUAAGGUUCCCUUCAGCUUACACGUAUGUGGAGGAGAAAACUGAAAAAGACAAAUGGGCAAGGGUUUUUUUCCCCCGUGACAGGUACAACUUGGACACAAGCAACAGCGUGGAAUCAAUGAACAAAGUGUUUAGAGAGGCAAGGAGGUGGGCCUUGAUACCAAUGCUGGAUUGUAUCAUUAGGACAUUCUCUGAUUGGUUUAAUCAACGUCGGAAGGAUGCUGUUUCACAAUCAUUGGGUACCAAGCUAGUGCCUCUGGUUGAGAACUACUUGCACGAUCUAUGGGUUCUUGCGCGAACGCUACCUGUGCGGGAGCUUAAUAGUUAUGAGCUAGAGUACGAGGUAAAGGAUAGUAAUGGGAAGAUGUUUUUGACGAACUUGAUUGCCAAAACUUGUACUUGCAAGGUGUGGGAUUAUGAAAAGAUUCCUUGUCUGCACGGACUGGCUGCUUACAUCUAUUACACUAAUCAGGUGGAUAGUGGGGGUGGUAGGAGCCGUGAUAUCAACAUAGUAUAUCAUGAGUUGUGCUCAAAAUACUAUUGGACGGAACUGUGGUCAUUGGCGUAUUGGAGGACAAUUUAUGCUGUGCCAGACAUGUCUGUAUGGGAAGUCCCGGAUCACAUCAGGGAGCUGAAGAUCAUACCUCCGGAUCCUAUCAAGCGUAAGGGAAGGAAAAGAGUUAAUAGACUUCCAUCUGGUGGAGAACGCCGUAGGAGGACACAAAACAAAAAGCGGCCUAGGCAAAAUUUUGGUUUCAAUUGGCUGUUAUUUGGAAAUGGUUCAAGCACUUCAGAGCAGAACACGGCCUAACCACGAUUGGUUUCAAUUGGCUGUUAUUUGGAAAUGGUUAUUUGUAUGUUUUUGGAAAACUCUGGAAAACUAUUUUAUCUUCUUUGUAAAACUGCAUUGUGUUUCGAGUGUGACAUUAUUAUUAUUAUGACAUUUACUAUUAUGAUUACUCUAGUCUAACUAAUAAUUCAAUUAAACAUAUUUUUUUCAAAACGUUUUUCAAAAAUUAUGAAAACUCUUACUAUCUCCAUAAUAAGCCUUAUAGUUUCACUCACACUUUGUGAAUGAAGAACAUGUCACAAAAGAGAUUAUCAGAUAAUGUUUGUUUCCCAAAUAUUUGUGCAGUAAACAAGAUAAAUAUCAUGUUCAAGUACUAAAAUCGAAAGUAAAACAAGAAAACCAAACUGAAAGCAUUGGUAACACUGAAUAAAUUAUAAACCACAGAAAGUACAACUAUGAGCAAAUCUCGUAAAACUAGUAUCUUAUGUAAAACUAAGAACAAAUUUCGGGGAGGGAAAUGAAAUUACAUUGGCGCCAAAACAUAUGAGGGAAAAUAAUUAUUUUAAUUAUUUUAACUAUUUUCAUUAUUUUUCUCUAUGUCACGUCCCAUCUCUCUGUCUCCACUCCAUCUCUUUAUUGAUCCCAUCGAUCCAUCUCUCUCUCUCCACUCCCCCACUCCAUCCCUCAUUCCUCUCUCUCGAUCUCUUUCGGUUUCUCCCAUUUCUCUCUGACAGUAAGAACUGAAGCAUGACUCAUCCCGAAGAGGAGUACAGUCACAUGAAGGCCUUGAAGAGACACAACGACAUGCUUGGUUUCGUGGCUGAUGCGGAGUACGGCGUCCCGACCAAGUGCCCGUGUGGUGGAGGUAUCAUUCCUGAGGUAUCUCCCUGUAACAAGUUUCCCAAUGAUUUUGAUACGCAACCUGGAAGGAGGUACUUCACCUGCAAAAACUUUGAGAAUAAUGGUCUCCACUUUCGUACGCCGUGGGUGUUCGCGAUUCAGGACGAAGUUACAAAGUUAGUACACCGUGUCGAAGAGAUGGCUGAGGAGAUUGAUCGCCUCAAGUCUCAGCUUUACCAACUUCACCGUCCAUGAUCCCAUCUUGUUGCUCUAAGUUGUUGUUGUUCUAAGUUGUUCUUGGGGAUGUUGUUGUUGUUGUUCUACGUCGUAUGAUGGUACUUUGAUCUAUGUUGCUACUUUCUUUCUCUAUGUGUGUGUCUUAUGACUUAAACUAUCUAUCUAAUGUUUAUGUGUUUUGUGGUUUACUUCUC